GCCGGAGCUAGCCCGGGUGAAGUAAACAGAAGUUGCGCGGAGGAAGGCCGCAGGAACCGUCGCGACGUAAAAAAGAGCCGCCGCUGCAGCUCUUUCUCCGACCCCGCGGCCGGCACUGCCGCCGCCGCUUCCUCGUCACCAUGGGGAAGUCAUUCGCCAACUUCAUGUGCAAGAAGGACUUUCACCCGGCCUCCAAGUCCAAUAUUAAAAAGGUAUGGAUGGCAGAACAGAAAAUAUCUUAUGAUAGAAAGAAACAAGAAGAAUUAAUGCAGCAAUAUCUUAAAGAACAAGAAUCUUAUGAUAACAGAUUGCUUAUGGGAGAUGAACGUGUCAAGAAUGGUCUAAAUUUUAUGUAUGAAGCGCCACCUGGAGCAAAGAAAGAGGUCUGUGAAUUGCAUGAUCUGAAUGUUUUUGAUAUCCCGAUUGCCUACUCAUCUAAUGGUCUGCCUUAUCCUAUUCCCUACCAUUUCAUCAUGAUCAUCAAACAAGAAACUAAAGAGCAAGAGGGAGAAACUGAAUACAAAUUUGAAUGGCAGAAGGUAGCUCCACGUGAAAAGUAUGCUAAGGAUGACAUGAACAUUAGAGACCAGCCAUUUGGCAUCCAGGUGAGGAAUGUGAGGUGCAUUAAAUGUCACAAGUGGGGCCACGUAAACACAGACCGAGAAUGUCCUUUAUUUGGCCUUUCUGGAAUUAACGCAAGCUCUGUUUCCAGUGAUGGCGCAGGGCCAUCAAUGCACCCCUCAGAGCUAAUAGCGGAGAUGAGAAACAGUGGGUUCGCGCUGAAACAAAAUGUACUGGGGAGAAACUUGACCGCAAAUGAUCCAUCCCAGGAAUACGUUGCAAGUGAGGAAGAAGAUGACCCAGAAGUAGAAUUUCUGAAAUCCUUGACAACUAAGCAAAAGCAAAAACUUUUGAGAAAGCUAGAUCGCCUAGAGAAGAAGAAGAAGAAGAAGAAGAAGAAAGACAAAAAGAAGAAAAAGCAGCAGAAGCGGAAAAGCAAAAAUAAAGACAGAAAACAUAAGAGCAGAUCCUCUUCCACAUCCUCCAGCGAGUCCUCAGCAAGCAGCAGUGAUUCUGAUGAGAAGGGGAAGAAAAAACUUUACAAAGAUCCCUCCAGCAGCCAUGAUAACAAGGGCAAAGAUAGAGAGAAGUCUCGGCUUUUAAAAGAAGGUCCUUCUUGGGAGAACGACAGAUGGGGCUCCAGUGAGAGCAAAAGAAAUCCCACAAGCAGAAAAGGAAACUCAGAGGGGAGAAAAGAAUCGGAACGACCCGGACACGCAAGCAGGAGCCACAGCAAGGGGGAGAGGAGCAGGCAAAGCUCUGAUUCAAGGCAGCGGGCGCACAGUCCCCGUGAGGAACGAGACAAGAGUAAGGAAGUAAAAAGCCACAGUUCAGAGGUAAGCAGAGAGCAAAGGAAGCGUAAAGAGAGCCACCCUGAUGAAUAUGGCAAGAGGGAGCACCGAGAAAGAAGCAAAGAGAGGAGAAAAUAGAGAAAGUGGAUAGCCUGUGCAUUUUUUUUCUUUCUUUAUUUUUUUUACGCCUCUUGGGAAGGACUCCUGUUGUGCUCUUCUACGUCUCAUAAGUUCUCAGAAAAAUCUCAGCCUCCUGCUUCAAACAUUCUUGAAUAUAUGUUGUAUCUAUUAGGUAACAAGUAAAUAAACACAAACCAGGGUUUUCUUUUGGAAUCAUUUAAUUGAGGAGGUGGAGGGGAGAGGGAAGAAAAGUUAUUUGGUACAUCUAGCUUUCUUUUGCAAUUGAUAUUAGUGUGCAGAAAAAGGAGUCAGUACUGAAGUUUCAACAAUAACAUGUUUCUUUCUUUAAAAUAAUACAUCUAGACAAGCCUUGCAAGAAGCAAAAGAAGCUGUUCCAGAGACAUGGAAUUAUUUUGUUUGCAUUUAAUGUGGUUUGGAAUAAAAUUCCAGUACAGAGGCAUAAAAACUGGGUUAUUUUGAUCUGAACUUUUAGUUUCUUUUUCGCGGACGUUUUCCUAAGUAAAAGCAACAGAGCAGCAUUGUUCAACAUAUGCCAAUAUGUUUUGUCCUUGUGAAAGUAUAUCUUCAUCACAGCUAUCUAAAUAUGUGAACUUCCAUUGUCAGUUAUUUUGCAGCGCUUGAGAAAAGUAUUUUUUGUGUUCAGAAUUUCUAAGUAAUGUGUGCUACAGAAAUAUAAUGUCCAUUCCUAUCUUAUUAAACUGCAGAUUGUCAUUAUUAAGAUGUGAAGGAUGUGAUAGUCCUCAUCAGUCGGACAUCAAGCAAUUUUGCUGUCUUGCUAUAGUUUAAAUUUUCUUUAUUAAUGCUUGUUUUUCUGUAUUGUUUUGUAUCAUCAUGCUGAGAUUUUUGCAUAAAAAUGAAAUGUGACUCACUUUGCAAAACUGAGCUGUGAUGUAUGUUACAUCUUUACCUUUUAUCAUAAGUUUUAUAAUAAAACUUAUACAAUUAAACUCCGUGGCCUUUGAAUAUGAAGUGGUAGUAUUUUCACAGAAUGAAAAUACAUUCUAUGGCCUUAUUAAUAUUAUCAAUAAAAAUAAUAUAUAAACUAGA
Crotalus tigris (Tiger rattlesnake) is the source of this 2540-nucleotide messenger RNA. It is a transcript of the gene CIRSR, whose product is annotated as corepressor interacting with RBPJ, CIR1. The transcript is spliced from 10 exons. Gene Ontology annotation, biological process: negative regulation of DNA-templated transcription. Gene Ontology annotation, cellular component: nucleus. Gene Ontology annotation, molecular function: transcription corepressor activity. The record is from RefSeq and is a predicted model, not a curated record. NCBI's taxonomy places the organism in Eukaryota, Metazoa, Chordata, Lepidosauria, Squamata, Viperidae. The coding region runs from base 141 to 1490 and encodes 449 amino acids.